Molecule: messenger RNA, 799 nt
Organism: Onthophagus taurus
Lineage: Eukaryota; Metazoa; Arthropoda; Insecta; Coleoptera; Scarabaeidae
Product: ADP-ribosylation factor-like protein 3
Molecular function (GO): GTP binding; GTPase activity
Source: RefSeq, a predicted model, not a curated record
CAGUGACUACUUUGGGUGUCGAAACAAUUAUAAUAUCUUCAUUAUAACACAAAUUAAUUAAUAAUUAAGAACACUCCAAUUUAAAAUUAUGGGUUUAUUAGCAAUUUUAAGAAAAUUAAGAGCAACUCCUGAGAAAGAACUUCGAUUAUUAUUACUUGGAUUAGAUAAUGCUGGUAAAACAACGAUUUUAAAAACUUUAGCAUCUGAAGAUAUUAGCCAUAUAACACCAACAGCUGGGUUUAAUAUAAAAUCGGUUAUUUCUGAUGGAUUUAAGCUUAAUGUGUGGGAUAUUGGUGGGCAGAGGAAAAUUCGACCUUAUUGGAAAAAUUAUUUUGAAAAUACCGACAUUUUAAUUUAUGUUGUCGAUUCAUCUGAUAAACCAAGAUUAGAAGAAACCGGAAUUGAGCUGUAUGAGUUAUUAAGUGAUGAGAAAUUACAAGAUGUCCCUUUACUUGUUUAUGCAAAUAAACAAGAUUUACCAAAUUCUUUGCCAGCCUCGGAUUUAGCACAAGCUCUUGGAUUACCGACUAUUAAAGAUCGAGCUUGGCAAAUACAAUCUUGUGUGGCCACAAAGGGAAGUGGAGUUAAAGAAGGGAUGGAAUGGGCUUGUAAAAUUAUUAAGAAAAAGUGAAAUAAUUUGUAGAAGAAAAGAAAACGUCCUUUAUAAUUAAAAAAAUAUUAUUUAUGUAUUAAUUUUAUGGAUAAUAUUAGAUUUAAAAUAAAAGAAACAAAAUAAUGUAUUCAUUUUGCAUGGAGACUAUCUUUUUGAGCUAUCUGAACAUUAAAUUGUAAAAAUAAA